Messenger RNA from Miscanthus lutarioriparius, 1110 nucleotides. Lineage: Eukaryota; Viridiplantae; Streptophyta; Magnoliopsida; Poales; Poaceae. The record is from the annotation of a GenBank genome assembly.
AUGGCGGAGGCACUGUGCGAUCAGCUCUUCUCCGACGUCGACGGCGACCUGAUGCGGCAGCACACUUCCGACACCGACGACCUCUUGGGCAUCCUCGAGGCGUGGGAGGACUGCGUCACUGGCGAUGGUGCAACUACUCCCCGCGGCGCUGAGAUCCUGCGUCAGACUGCAGCUGACGCCGCCGCAACGCCCAAGCCCGCGGCCGCAAAACGUCGGCGGCAAGGGUACCGGGAAGAGGAUGGCACGGCGGUGCCGGCGCCAAAGAGGCAAAGGUGCUCUUCGGUGUCCUCGGAUGCAGCGGCCGCGAGUGAAGAUGGUGCGGCAAAUAAGACCUCGCACAUCACAGUGGAGCGCAACCGGAGGAAACAAAUGAACGAGCACCUCGCCGUGCUUCGCUCGCUCAUGCCCUGCUUCUACGUUAAGCGAGGAGACCAGGCAUCCAUCAUUGGAGGGGUGGUGGACUACAUCAAGGAGCUGCAGCAAGUGCUGCAGUCGCUGGAGGCCAAGAAGCAGCGCAAGGCCUACACCGAGCAGGUGCUCAGCCCACGGGCACCGGCGUGCUGCAGCCCCCGCCCUCCGCUCAGCCCACGGCCGCCCCUGCCGCCACUCAAGUCCACGCCGCCUAUAAGCCCGCGGCCCGCCGUCCCCAUCAGCCCCAGGACACCGCCGGCUCCCAGCAGCCCGUACAAACCAUGCAAGCAGCCGAUAUCGGUAGUGCCCCUACCGCCACCGGGCUCGUCGGCCUACGUGUCCCCGGCGAUGACGCCAACACGCGAGCCAGCGGCAGCCUCCUACCUGCCGUCGCUGGACACCAUCGCUGCCGACCUCUGCGCCUACGCCGCCACCAACAAGCAGCUGCAGGCGGCGCUGCCAGCAGCGGCCGGUGGUGGGAUCGUCCUCCCGGACGUCAAGGUGGAGUUCUCCGGCGCCAACCUGGUGGUGAAGACAGUGUCGCACCGUGCGCCGGGGCAGACCGUAAAGGUCAUCGCCGCGCUGGAGGGGCGGUCACUGGAGAUCCUCGACGCCAAGAUCAACACAGUCAACGACACUGCGGUGAACUCCUACACCAUCAAGGUGCUCUCUUCUUUCCUUUUCAUAAAUAAAUCGUAA